UCUCUCUCUCUCUCAUCGCGGCUUUUCACUGCCACCGCUACCCUCCAACUACGCCACCACCAUUACUGCUUUCUCUCAUCCUCUCCGUAGCUCCGCCCGCGACGCUUUCCUCGCCGUGAUCUCCUCCUCGCUCCCGCCGCUCGGUCCCGGCCGGGAUUCCUCUCUCCCCCGGCCGCUCCGCCCGGCCGCGCAGGAAGCCGUGCUCGCCGCCGGCGGAUCCGGCUCCGCCUCCAGCGAAUUCGCGCCCCCCGCCGUGUAAUGCUCGUCGCUUGACCGGCCCCAUCACGUCCCAAUCGGCCGGCUCGGUAGUUCGGAGUCCCUAGCAAUGGCGAUCCACGGUCCUGUGACUCCUGGCCAGGUUUCCUUUCUAAUUGGAAUCAUUCCAACAAUCGCAGCAUGGAUUUACUCGGAAUUUCUGGAGUACAAGAGAAAUUCGGUUUCGUCCAAAGUUAGACGCUCUGAUGUCAAUUUGGUUGAAAUGGGGAAUGACGUGGUCAAGGAAGACGACAGAGCAGUAUUGUUGGAGGGUGGAGGUCUCCAGUCAGCUUCACCCAGAUCUAGAAAUUCAUCUGCCACAUCUCCUAUUUUCAGAUUUUUGGUGAUGGACGAGUCUUUCUUGGUUGAAAAUCGAUUGACUCUUAGAGCUAUAGCGGAAUUUAGCAUGCUUCUGGCAUAUUUUUUCUUAUGCGACCGUACUGAUUUUUUUGAAUCAUCAAAGAAGAGUUACAAUCGGGACCUUUUCUUAUUUCUAUACUUCCUUCUGAUCAUCGUUUCAGCAAUGACUUCUUUCACAACGCAUAAUGAGAAGUCACCAAUUUCUGGGAAAUCUAUUCUUUAUCUGAAUAGACAUCAGACUGAGGAGUGGAAAGGUUGGAUGCAGGUAUUAUUUUUGAUGUAUCAUUACUUUGCUGCUUCAGAAAUAUAUAAUGCAAUCCGCAUAUUCAUUGCCGCAUAUGUAUGGAUGACUGGAUUUGGGAACUUUUCAUAUUAUUAUGUGCGCAAAGAUUUUAGCCUUGCAAGGUUUGCCCAGAUGAUGUGGCGACUUAAUUUCUUAGUUUUAUUUUGCUGUGUUGUCCUCAACAAUAAUUACGUGCUUUAUUACAUCUGCCCAAUGCACACUCUUUUCACCCUUAUGGUCUACGGAGCGCUCGGUAUCUUAAACAAAUACAAUGAAGUUGGGAUGGCAAUUGCUUUGAAAAUCAUCGCUUGCUUUUUGGUGGUUAUUCUAGUAUGGGAAGUUCCUGGGGUAUUUGAACUGGUUUGGAGCCCCUUCACAUUUCUUCUAGGUUAUUCUGAUCCAGAUCCUUCAAAACCAAAAUUUCCUUUAUUGCGCGAGUGGCACUUCCGUUCCGGCCUUGACCGCUACAUAUGGAUAGUGGGGAUGAUCUAUGCUUAUUAUCAUCCAACUGUUGAAAGGUGGAUGGAGAAGCUGGAAGAAGCAGAAUGGAAACGCAGACUCCUAAUAAAAGGAGCUGUCAUAUCAACAUCGUUAACGGUGGGAUAUCUGUGGUUUGAGUAUGUAUACAAGUUGGACAAGAUAACCUACAAUAAGUACCAUCCUUAUACCUCAUGGAUCCCAAUAACUGUCUAUAUAUCCCUGAGAAAUGUUACUCAGCAUCUUCGGAGUUGCUCAUUGACUCUUUUUGCAUGGCUUGGGAAGAUAACCCUGGAGACAUACAUUUCACAAAUCCAUAUUUGGUUAAGGUCAGGCAUUCCGGAUGGUCAACCAAAAUUGUUGCUGUCACUCAUUCCCAACUAUCCAAUGUUGAACUUCAUGCUCACUACCUCCAUAUACAUUGUGGUUUCACACCGACUCUUCAACCUUACAAAUACACUGAAAAAUGCAUUUGUGCCAAGCAAAGACAACAAGCGUCUUUUAAACAAUAUGAUUUCUGCAGCAGUUAUCUCAAGUGUUUUAUACUCUCUGUCGUUUGUUUUCCUGAAGUUCCCUCGUGUAUGGUCCUUUGUGCAGGCAUAAGAUGUGCAUCGUAAAUUCCUUGUAUAGAACGAUUAUUUAUCAGUCUUCUUCCCGGGUGGAAGAGAAGUUCCAAUGAGGAGCACUUGUCCGAUCUUGGUGUGAAUCUUCCGAAUGGAAGCAUACUACUAUAUCGUACACGACGUGUGAAAAUGACGCCCCAGAUUCAGCGUCCGAGUUUGUCACUUGUAAUUUUUAACAUUUCGAAGAUCGUAGAAAGAGCAAUAACAAGACCAUCACAGCUAUGUUUGCUCA
Molecule: messenger RNA, 2230 nt
Organism: Eucalyptus grandis
Lineage: Eukaryota; Viridiplantae; Streptophyta; Magnoliopsida; Myrtales; Myrtaceae
Product: protein REDUCED WALL ACETYLATION 2
Exons: 16
Coding region: 326-1978 (550 amino acids)
Biological process (GO): plant-type secondary cell wall biogenesis; xyloglucan metabolic process; xylan biosynthetic process
Cellular component (GO): Golgi apparatus
Molecular function (GO): acetyltransferase activity
Source: RefSeq, a predicted model, not a curated record